AUGGCCAAGCAAUACAUCAAAGAAAAACUAGAACAACUAAGGGGAUUAGAUUUGUGGACUGGCUUUUUUACUUUUAAACAAAUCAAAGCCACUACAAACAACUUUGAUGCUGCAAAUAAAAUUGGGGAAGGUGGUUUUGGAUCUGUCUACAAGCCUUGCCCGCGCUUUAUUUGGACCAGAGGAAUGGCAAGUAAAAAUGGACUGGCCAACCAGACAAAGAAUUUGUAUCGUGGGUAUAUGGAUCCUGAAUAUGCAAUGUACAGUUACUUAACCUACAAAGUAGAUGUGUACAGUUUUGGCGUGGUUGCACUAGAAAUUGUUGCUGGAAAGAACAACAUGAAAUAUUGUCCCAGUGAAAAUUUCGUUUACCUUGUUGAUUGGGUCUUACACGAUGGCCUUUUGUCUCAGGCUAUGGCUUUGCAGAACGAAGGAAAAUCAAGACAUGUAAUUGUGAAUCUGUAUGAUCUCUCUAGAUCUUCAGAUGAUUGGCAGUACAUGGGAAUUGAUUGUCUUCUAUUACUUCUCAAAGAUCCAGGAACCAUGUACAAAAUCAUUGAAAUCUCCACCUCGUACCUUAUUGAUUUGGUUGAACUUAGGACGCUUGCAAUUAGACCGAAAUUUGGUGAAACAAUCACAAGAGUGCUUCUCAAUGAUUUGAAACAAAGAAGUAAUAGAGAGAAAGCUACUUCUGAUGAGAAACUUGAGGAAAAAAGGGUUCUAGUAAAUCUACUAAAGCAAGAGGGAAAUCGUAGAUUUUUGGUGGGAGAGAUUGAUGAAGCAGUGUUGCAAUUUACAGAAGCUAUAGAGUUGUGCCCUUUAAGGUACACUAAUGAAAGAAUUGUGCUCUACAGCAAUAGAGCACGGUGUAAUUUGCUGCUGAGAGAUCCUGAUGCUGCAAUCAGUGAUGCAACAAGAGCCCUUUGCCUUUCGAGCCCCCCAAAUUCUCAUUCCAAAAGCCUAUGGAGAAGAUCACAGGCAUAUAUAGGGCCUCAUUUAACUAUUUGCUUCAACUUACAUCUGGAUGACUGUAAUAACUUGAUAUGCUUGUUGGUUGGUUGA
Molecule: messenger RNA, 1059 nt
Organism: Fraxinus pennsylvanica
Lineage: Eukaryota; Viridiplantae; Streptophyta; Magnoliopsida; Lamiales; Oleaceae
Source: the annotation of a GenBank genome assembly